AUGGCGGAACGACAAUCUGGAAGAAAGAUGAAGAUACUCGGAACAGACAACCGAAAAGAAUACGUCAAUGCUGGUUUCAAAAAUUAUUUGAAGCAACACGGAAUCAUUCAUCAGACGACAAAUGCUUAUACUCCUGAGCAAAAUGGUAUGGCGGAACGUGCAAACAGGUCGAUCGUGGAACGUGCUAAGGUGCAUGUUGCACAUGGCAAAGAGCACGAGGAAGCGAUUUCUUUAUCUCCGCAAGAAUGUAUUCAAAAUGAAGCAGUAUUAAGCGAUGACGAGGAUGACAAGUUCUUUACCGACGUCUAUGAUGAAAAUUCCGAUGACACGUUCGAUGAGGAUAGUGCUGAUAUUGCUAAUGACACUGUAAUAGACAUGACCCCUGUGCUCCUACCGCGACAAUUCUCAUAUCCACCUAGGUCACAGGUGUCGAGGCGCAGCGGUCGGGAGCACAAACUCCCAGGCAAGUACAACGAUUUUAUAGUUCCACCAAAAGGUCUUCCCAGUUGCAUUCCUUCUCAGAAUUAA
This is a messenger RNA of Armigeres subalbatus, 528 nucleotides long. RefSeq lists its product as uncharacterized. The transcript has 2 exons. Gene Ontology annotation, molecular function: nucleic acid binding. Gene Ontology annotation, biological process: DNA integration. The coding region runs from base 1 to 528 and encodes 175 amino acids. The record is from RefSeq and is a predicted model, not a curated record. NCBI's taxonomy places the organism in Eukaryota, Metazoa, Arthropoda, Insecta, Diptera, Culicidae.